Messenger RNA from Rhizophagus irregularis DAOM 181602=DAOM 197198, 1328 nucleotides. RefSeq lists its product as uncharacterized. The record is from RefSeq and is a predicted model, not a curated record. Lineage: Eukaryota; Fungi; Glomeromycota; Glomeromycetes; Glomerales; Glomeraceae.
UUUUCCCACAAAAAAAUUUUUUUUUUUUGAAAUUCCCUCUAUUAUAGGAAAAAAAAGAUAUAUUUUAUCGUCUAUUAACGUUAAUAAUAUAAACUAUCGAUCAUGGAUACUCAGCCUAUUAUGAAUACUGAUAAUAUUAUUAGUAAUGAUAAUAUAUUGAAUGAUAGUAAGGAAAACGCUCAACCUACAAUUGAACAACACCACCAGCAUCCAACAAUGGAACCAACAAAAGAAACGCAAAAAGAGCUUAUUGAAGAAGCUACUAAUAAGUUGGUGGAGAAGAUCAAGGAAGUCACCGCAAAUCCUUCAACACAGAAUGAUAAAGAUCAUGUUGAGAAGAAGAGACAAGCUAAAAAUAUCGAAAAUCCCUUCAAAAAUUUAACUCACAGAGUCACUCAACUUGUCUAUUGGGAGAAUCCUACACAUUCCGGUGCUAUAUUGGCAGCUAGUUUAUCAUUCUUGAUCUUCACUGCCUACUAUUCCUUGUUCAAUACAUUCUUUGCCUUAGCUGCUAUUUUGAUAGGAGUGAAUUGGAUUUACGUAAUGGGUUUCAAACAGUUCCAGUCUUUAAUCAACCAAAAACCUGUCAAUCCACAUGAGCACUUAUUGGUAAACAAGCCAUGGUAUAUUGAACGCGAAGAUGCAGAAAAAUAUUUAGAUUCAAUAAUCGACACUGCCAACUUCGUACUGUUGGAAGCUCAGAAGAUUGCUUUGGUUGAUGACCCAAUGAGAACUAUGAGGCACGUUGUUAUGUUCUACAUAUUAUGGACUUUGGGCACUUGGAUUAGUUUCCGAACGCUCUUUGGAAUUGGCCUUAUUCUUAGUUUCUCUACCCCAAUAACGUAUCAGAAAAAUAAAGAGUUUGUUGAUGAAAAAUUAUAUCAAUUUAACAAGUUUUUGCGUUCUCAUUUUGACCGUGGUCUUACUAUGGCUAAACAACAUAGUGGAGGAGUUUAUGAGAAGGCUAAAUCUUUUGCUGUAACAAAAGGUCUUGUUAAUGAUGACAAGACUGCCAAAAAAGAAGAAUAGAAGUUGUUAUGUUAUUUUGAAUUAUAAGCAUUAAAGCUUGAGAGAAUUGUCAUCCGGAAAUAUAUAAUAUUACAUUACAAUAUAUUCUGUAAAUAAUCCAUUCGUAUUCUCUUAACAUUUUUAAUGCUCAUAAUUAUUUUUUAAAAUAUGCAAUUAUGUUCACUAUAAUAUUAUGCGGUUAUUGCAAUUUUUUUUUUUUUAAAACAAAUAAAAGUUUUUUUUCCAACCCGUGUCACGUAAUUAUCAUAUAUUUUUUUUUCUCCAGUCAUUUGCUCGUUAGUCGUUACGUAAACUGAUUU